AUGAGCACUGCCAGAUUAGAUUUGACCCUAGAGGCUGAGUAUGGAUAUAAUUCACUGAAGGAUAAGGAAGGCCCCCGCCUCAUCAGCUCCCACCUCCCCAUCCAACUCAUCCCCAAGUCUCUCUUCAGUUCCAAGGCCAAGGUGAUUUAUCUCAUCAGAAGUCCCAGAGAUAUUCUAGUGUCUGGUUAUUUUUUCCAGAGUAAGUUGAAUUUUAUUAAGAAGCCAGAGUCACUGGAACAAUAUUUUGAAUGGUUCACCCAAGGAAAUGUGCUGUAUGGAUCCUGGUUUGACCACACUCAUGGCUGGAUGUCCAUGAGAGGGAAGGAGAACUUCCUGAUACUGAGUUAUGAAGAGCUGAAAUGGGACACAAGAACAAGAAGCACUGUAGAGAAGAUCUGCCAAUUCAUCGGCAAGAAAUUAGAACCAGAAGAACUGAACUCCCUCCUCAAGAAUAGCUCCUUCCACAUCAUGAAAGAAAACAAGAUGUCCAAUUAUUCCCUCCUGCAUGGUCAGUAUUUUAAUGAGAAGAAUGCAUCACUUAUGAGAAAAGCCAUUUAUGGGGACUGGAAAAAUUACUUCAUGGUGGCACAAGCUGAAGCCUUUGAUAAAAUAUUCCAGGAGAAGAUGGCGGAUGUUCCUCAAGAGAUGUUCCCAUGGGAAUAA
Molecule: messenger RNA, 663 nt
Organism: Diceros bicornis minor
Lineage: Eukaryota; Metazoa; Chordata; Mammalia; Perissodactyla; Rhinocerotidae
Product: sulfotransferase 2A1-like
Exons: 5
Coding region: 1-663 (220 amino acids)
Biological process (GO): sulfation
Cellular component (GO): cytoplasm
Molecular function (GO): sulfotransferase activity
Source: RefSeq, a predicted model, not a curated record